ACAGAUUAAGAAUAUGUAUAGCUAGCAUCUUUGCGUGAAAUUAUUUGAUGGUUUGCUGUUGGGUGCGUGUUUUUAUUAUAAAGAAGUACAUAUGUUUUUUAUUAUAUAUAAGGUGUAGCUUUUUUGGGUACACAAAAAUAUAAUCUAAAACGGUAUAUAUAAGUUGUCAAAUCACACGUUUCUGCGGCUGGGAAAUGGGUAAGGUUAAGAAGUUGAAACCUUCCCAAGUUGGAAGAAACGUAGCUCUUGCAGAUCAAAUAGAAAGAGAUGCCGUGGCUUCGAUAAAAAACAGGAAUAGAACAAAGGAGCGAACUAUACGUGAAGACGAUGAAGAGUUUAUUAAUGCAGAUCUGUCAAAGAAAAUUCUCAAAGCUGCCAGAAGACAGAGAGUUGAAUUUGAUGAUAAUACAGAAACAUCACCCUCGAAGCAUUUGCAAUUACCUACAUCUUUAAAUGAAGUUGAUUCUGAUGAGAACUCUGCUUCAGACAAUGAUGACUUGGAACCUGAUAAUUAUUAUGAUAACCUUGAUAUAAAUGCAGAGGACGAAGACGCAUUGAAAUUGUUCAUGUCCACUAAACCAGAAAGAACUCGUACUUUAGCAGACAUCAUAAGGGAUAAGAUAACAGAUAAACAAACUGAACUCCAAACGCAGUUUUCAGAUGCUGAAACCUUAAAAUUACAAAAUGUUGAUCCUAGGAUUAAAGUAAUGUAUGAAGGUGUUAGAGAUGUAUUACAAAAAUAUCGUUCAGGAAAAUUGCCUAAGGCAUUUAAAAUGAUUCCACAUCUUCAAAAUUGGGAGCAAAUAUUGUAUCUUACAGAACCAACAACUUGGUCUGCAGCAGCUAUGUAUCAGGCUACUAGGAUAUUUGCAUCAAACCUCAAAGAGAAAAUGGCUCAGAGAUUUUAUAAUUUGGUUCUUCUACCUCGUAUUCGUGAUGAUUUGGCAGAAUACAAAAGGCUAAAUUUUCAUUUGUAUCAAUCUCUUAGAAAAGCUCUAUUCAAACCUGGUGCUUUCAUGAAAGGAAUUUUGCUUCCACUACUGGAGGCUGGAGAUUGCACAUUGCGUGAAGCUAUUAUUGUUGGAUCAGUUCUCGCUAGAAAUUCAGUGCCUGUAUUGCACUCCAGUGCCGCGAUGUUAAAGAUUGCCGAGAUGGACUACACUGGAGCAAGUUCCAUUUUCUUAAGAAUUUUGUUUGAUAAAAAAUAUGCACUGCCAUAUCGAGUAGUGGAUUCUGUAGUGUUUCAUUUCUUAAGAUUUCAAAUGGACUCACGUAAUUUACCAGUUUUAUGGCAUCAAGCACUUUUAACAUUUGUUCAGCGUUAUAAAGCUGACAUUUCUACUGAGCAGAGGGAUGCCUUGCUAGAGUUGCUUAGGAAGCAAUCACAUCCAAGUAUCACUCCAGAAAUACGAAGAGAAUUACAAGCGGCCAAAUGCAGGGAUAUUGAAGUUAAUGAGUCAUUAACUGCAGCUAUGGUUGUGGAAUAAAUAUUUUUAUAUAAAUGUUUUAUCUGUUUUAUUAAAUUUAUUUAUAUUGACAGUUUGUUUAUCAUUAAAAGUAGUUCUUAUGAUAUCAUAAUUAUCUUAACUUUUUACAAAGAAAUAUGUAUCUAAGAAUAUUUAUUUUUCUGUUACUUUGUUGAACAGACACAAUUCAACAGGUUUAUCAACUUGACUGGUAAUAAAGUGAACUGAUGGCAGAACUGUAGAUCCACAUUCACAUUUUCUACCCGAUACAAAAUCAAAGGAGCCGACUUUGAAUCCACAGUUAUAACAAUGUAAUUUGCCUUUGGUCCAAUUUUCUUCUUCAAUUUUAAAUUUUAUCCAUUCUGGUAUUUUAUUAUCGUCUAGGAAGAUAAAAUUAUGCACAUUAUAGCUAUUACAUUUUUGAGGGCAAUUGUUUACGCUGUAAUCGAAUCCAUAUAACAGCACAUGUCGACAUUUAUGGCAUUUGAUUUCUUUCAAUGGCUCCAUAUUUAUAGCAAUUGCCCGCAUAUAAGUGCAAAAACUAUGCAAAGAGAAAUUAAACACUACGUUAUAAACUAAGUUCUAUCACAGAUUAUAAGUGUAUAGCACAUUACAAACGAUUUAAUCACUUGCGACCUUAGAUUAUAA
Molecule: messenger RNA, 2114 nt
Organism: Diatraea saccharalis (sugarcane borer)
Lineage: Eukaryota; Metazoa; Arthropoda; Insecta; Lepidoptera; Crambidae
Source: the annotation of a GenBank genome assembly